AUGGCUGCAACUGUCCAGGGUGAUGAUGAUGAUUUAAUCGACGACGAUAUUGGAGCAAGUAUUAAAUACCCACCUAAUGUAGAAAAAGCCAUUAAAGAGCUGUUUCCCAGUAAUGAUCCACUAGAUGCACCUGACUUUAAUGCAGUAGAAUACAUCAAUACUCUUUUUCCUACCGAGCAGUCUUUAGCCAACAUUGAUGAUGUUGUCCAACGUAUUCGUUUGAAAAUUGGUCGUUUAGAUGAUGAAAUUCGCACUGUCAUUCGCAGUCAAACCAAUGUUGGAAGUGACGGCCGACAGGCAUUAGAGGAAGCUCAAAACGCUAUCACAGAGCUGUUUUCUAAAAUAUUAGAUAUUAAAUCGAAAGCCGAUAAAUCAGAGCAAAUGGUAAAAGAAAUAACUCGUGAUAUCAAGCAAUUAGACCAUGCUAAACGCCACUUAACAUCUUCUAUUACCACCCUUAAUCAUUUACACAUGUUGGUAGGUGGAGUCCACAGUCUAGUUAAUCUAACACAUCGCCGUCAAUAUGGAGAAAUUGCUAAUUUAUUGCAAGGUGUUUUAAACGUUAAAGAGCACUUUGAUAAAUAUAUGGGCAUACCGCAAAUUAAGCAAUUAGCUGAUAGAAUUACCGAAAUUCAGAAUGACUUAGCUACCCAAAUUCAAAAUGAUUUUGAAGAGAACUUAUCUGCUGAUUCAAAAAAGAAGUCUCCUAAUUUAAAGCAACUAACUGAAGCUUGUCUAAUCGUUGACAUUUUAAAUCCAACAGUAAAGAAACGAUUACUCAAUUGGUUUGUUAAGCAACAGUUGUCGGAUUACUUGACUAUAUUCUAUGAUUCUGGUGAUACUGCUUGGCUAGAUAAAAUUGAUCGACGCUACACAUGGCUCAAACGUAUCUUAAUGAAUUAUGAAGAAGAAUAUGGACAGCUAUUUCCUGGUCACUGGCACGUACAGGAAAGAAUUACAUAUGAUUUUUGCUUAACAACCAAAAAAAAUUUAGGUAAAAUCAUGUCGGAGAGAGCAUCAGAUCUUGAUGUUAAGCUGCUUUUGUUCGCCAUUCAGCGAACUACUACUUUUGAAUCACAAGUCGCUAAAAGAUUUGCCGGUAGUAAUUUUGAAGAAGAAAUAUCACCGGGAAACCCAUUUAAAGAUAAAGAUGAGGAUACUUCAAAAUUGUCUAAGGAGUCGGUUUUUAUCGGUUCUAUAUCUUGUUGCUUCGAACCCUACUUAUACUUUUACAUAGAUUCUCAGGACAAGAGCCUAGGAGAAUUAAUUGAUAGAUUUAUUCAAGAAUUUAAAAGUCAAGGGAUUCCAAAAGCUGUCGAAAAUAGUGAUGGUGGCAUUGUAUUGCCCAGUUGUGCAGAUCUCUUCGUAUUUUAUAAAAAGUGUAUGGUUCAAUGCUCACAGCUUAGUACUGGCCAGCCCUUAUUACAGUUAGCCGGACUCUUUAAAAAGUACUUGAAAGAAUACGCUACGAAACUGUUGAAAAAUAAUUUACCAAAGUCCGGUAGUGGUGUAUCAUCAAUGCUAAAAGACGUGGAGGUUAGAUUUAGCGUAGAUGAUCAAGCUACGAUAUGUUGUGUAUUAAGUUCUGCGGAUUACUGCUUAGAAACAACCGUACAAUUAGAGAAUAAGCUGAAAGAGAAAAUUGAUCAAACUUUGGCUGAAAAAAUCGAUUUUAGCAGCGAACAAGAUGUAUUUCACAACAUCAUAUCCAAUUGUAUCCAAUUAUUAGUCCAAGACCUGGAUAAUGCAUGUGAUCCAGCUUUAAAUGCUAUGAUCAAGAUGCACUGGCAAAAUGUCGAAGUUGUUGGCGAUCAAAGUAAUUAUGUGACAUCGAUAUGUUCUCAUUUAUCCCAAGUUGUACCGAAAAUAAGAGAUAAUUUGGCCUCUGCAAGGAAAUAUUUUACGCAAUUUUGUAUAAAAUUCGCAAAUUCUUUCAUACCGAAAUUUAUUAGCCAUAUUUAUAAGUGUAAGCCAAUUAGUACCGUUGGAGCAGAGCAGCUAUUGUUAGAUACCCAUUCUUUAAAGACAACUUUACUAGAUCUUCCAUGUAUUGGAGCUUUAACUGCACGUAAAGCAUCGAGCAGUUACACCAAAAUUAUAUCGAAAGGCAUGUCAAAAGCCGAGAUGAUAUUAAAAGUUGUUAUGUCACCACAAGAUCCAGCUAUGGGAUUUGUUGAGAGCUAUAUCAAUUUACUUAAUGACUAUGAUGUAUCAAAUUUUCAGAAAGUCUUAGAGAUGAAGGGAAUGAAACGAAACGAGCAGCAUAGCGUCAUCGACUUAUUUAAGGCAAAUAUUCCAUCUAACGCAGCGGCUAGCGAACAGAGUUCAAACAAUGCUACGGCAACAACUGCCACUACUACCACAAUAAGUACAUCUACUACUACUACCAAAUCGUCAAAUCGACGUCAACCACAUCAAGAACCAAGUCGUAUAAAAAAAUUAGAAAGACUGAUCAAGAAGCAAUUCUAA
Molecule: messenger RNA, 2469 nt
Organism: Trichoplax adhaerens
Lineage: Eukaryota; Metazoa; Placozoa; Uniplacotomia; Trichoplacea; Trichoplacidae
Exons: 24
Coding region: 1-2469 (822 amino acids)
Biological process (GO): retrograde transport, endosome to Golgi
Cellular component (GO): GARP complex
Source: RefSeq, a predicted model, not a curated record